AUGAAGAAACAACAAUCUCUUUUCUCUUCUUCAAUUCUAAAACUACUAAUUUGCAUCCUUUUCUACUCCAUUACCAUCUCAGCACAGCUCUCGCCAGUUCAACCCCCACAAACAUCAACACCAGCACCAGGUUUCAACACAGUUCCCCUUGUACCAGUUUCCCCAAGUGGAGGUCCGGCUCCUAUUGACAUCACCCCCAAAACAUCAUCCAUUGACAUCAUCCUAAUUCUACAAAAAGCCAAAAGAUUUUCGGUUCUUGUUCGCCUUCUCAAAGCAACUCAGUUAAUAACCCAACUCAACUCACAGCUAGUUACGUCACCAUCAUCAUCAGAAGCAUCAGAUUCUAGCAGUGCUGGUUUAACCCUUUUUGCACCAGAAGACAGUGCUUUUUCAAAACUGAAACCAGGUUUCCUUAAUUCUCUCAGUGACAGACACAAAGUAGAACUGUUACAGUUCCACACACUCUCUUCAUUCAUCUCAAUCUCAAAUUUCAACACCUUAACAAACCCGGUUCAAACACAGGCCGGUGACGAUGCUAAAAGGCUACAACUUAAUGUAACCACUUCCGGGGGUGGCCAUGUUAGCUUGACAACAGGUGCGGUUAACGCUACUGUCACAGGAACCGUUUAUGCAGAUAAUAAACUAGCUAUAUAUCAGGUUGACAAGGUUCUUGUUCCUCUUGAUCUUUUGCUUCCUGCGAAAGCUCCUGCACCUGCACCGGUUUCUAAAGGAGGUUCAUCUGAUGAUGGAAGCAAGUCAUCUACAUCGAAGGAUGAUGAUGAUGAUGAAAACAAAGACUCGCCUUCUGAAACUUCUUCUGGUGCUGGUUACUCUAAUGUGAAGGGAAUGUGGAUGGCUUUUGUUGUUGGGAUGGUUUUGCUUGGUUAUGAAGCUAUGCUAUCAAUUUGA
Lathyrus sativus (Indian pea) is the source of this 909-nucleotide messenger RNA. Lineage: Eukaryota; Viridiplantae; Streptophyta; Magnoliopsida; Fabales; Fabaceae. The record is from the annotation of a GenBank genome assembly.